Otolemur garnettii (small-eared galago) is the source of this 1254-nucleotide messenger RNA. It is a transcript of the gene THAP7, whose product is annotated as THAP domain containing 7. Lineage: Eukaryota; Metazoa; Chordata; Mammalia; Primates; Galagidae. The transcript has 4 exons. The record is from RefSeq and is a predicted model, not a curated record. Gene Ontology annotation, biological process: regulation of DNA-templated transcription. Gene Ontology annotation, cellular component: nucleus. The coding region runs from base 29 to 1120 and encodes 363 amino acids.
AUUUCGGCGGCGCAGCAAUGGCGAGACCAUGCCGCGUCACUGCUCAGCCGCCGGCUGCUGCACACGGGACACGCGCGAAACGCGCAACCGCGGCAUCUCUUUCCACAGACUUCCCAAGAAGGACAACCCAAGACGAGGCUUGUGGCUGGCCAACUGCCAGCGCCUGGACCCCAGUGGCCAGGGUCUGUGGGACCCGACGUCCGAGUACAUCUACUUCUGUUCCAAACACUUCGAGGACAACUGCUUCGAGCUGGUGGGGAUCAGCGGGUAUCACAGGCUAAAGGAGGGGGCAGUCCCCACCAUAUUUGCGUCUUUCUCCAAGUUGCACCGCACAACCAAGACCAAGGGGUACGGUGACCUACCCAGCCCCCCCAACGUCAGCAGACUGCGGCGAUGUAGGAAGCGGUAUGUGCUGUGGGGGGAUGCCCUUUCCCACCCUGAGGCUAAGGGACUGGGUGCUUGUGGCAAGCUGCACAAGCCCUGUGGAGCAAUUCAGGUUGGGGGAGGGCAGGCGGGCAGGUGGAGUGGGGUCUGGCAAGCCCUUUGCCUGCCCUGCCAGUCUUUUUCUCUUCCCCACCCCAGCUGCUCUGAGGGCCGAGGGCCUAUGACUCCAUUUUCUCCGCCUCCACCUUCUGAUGUCACCUGCUUUCCUGUGGAGGAGGCCUCAGCACCUGCCACUUUGCCUGCCUCUCCAGUUGGGAGAUACAGCCCCUUCUCAGACCUUCUGGGCCCCUUGGGUGCCCAGGCAGAUGAAGCAGGCUGUAGUGCCCAGCCCUCACCAGAGCAGCAGCCUUCCCCUCUUGAGCCACGGCCUGUGUCCCCCUCAGCCUACAUGCUGCGCCUGCCACCACCUGCUGGAGCCUAUAUCCAGAAUGAACACAGCUACCAGGUGGGCAGUGCCCUACUCUGGAAGCGGCGGGCUGAGGCAGCCCUUGAUGCCCUGGACAAGGCCCAGCGCCAGCUGCAGGCCUGCAAGCGACGUGAGCAGAGGCUACGGCUGCGGCUGACCAAGUUGCAGCAGGAGCGGGCACGGGAAAAGCGGGCACAGGCAGAUGCCCGCCAGACUCUGAAGGAGCAUGUGCAAGAUUUUGCCAUGCAGCUGAGCAGCAGCAUGGCCUGAGGGGCCACCUGGGCAGGCUUCAGUCUCCUCUUCCCUCAGAGUUUGUCUGGAGAGGGACCUCACCAGAACUCUAAAGACCUGCCAGAUGCCAUAAUAAAGUGAAUUCUAGGAGCAAGCCUUGCUAUCUGGCUUAG